AUGUCUCGAUUAACCGAAGCUGGUGAAAAGAUAUCAGAAACACUAUUCAAUGCCUUAGUUGUAAACGGACUUCCGGAGAAAUAUGAGCACUUCAUCGUACAGGAAAGUUUUAAUCCUGCAGCAAAUUUCACCGAAUUACGAACACGUUUACAAAAUUAUGAUGAUAUUCGACUACAAAGAAAUCAAGCAAAAGAAGAUAGUGCAACAGCUAUGUAUUCUGGAAAUACGUCAGGAAGAAACAAAU
Molecule: messenger RNA, 244 nt
Organism: Paramuricea clavata
Lineage: Eukaryota; Metazoa; Cnidaria; Anthozoa; Malacalcyonacea; Plexauridae
Source: the annotation of a GenBank genome assembly